GCGGAAUCUGAACAUCUGGCCACAAACUACUCCAGAGUCUUCCAUCCCAGCUCGAUGGCUCCCUGAAUUCGAUCGCGCUCGUGCACUCCCAAUCGAUAGCCGUCAACUGUUCUUCCUCUCGUGAUCUUGACCGCCGCGAUUCUUCCCGAUUUCCUAAACCAGCAGGCCGGGGUUGAGCAACCAACCCGCGACAUCCAGCCCUGACAUCAUCGACCAUGGCGCUCCCAUUCCCGCAGGCGACCAUCAAGCUCGACUACCCGCUCUAUGCAGUCAGCUUUGAUCCUCAGGAUGCCAAUCGCAUAGUUGUCGGCGGCGGUGGCGGCGUUGGCCGUUCUGGCGUGGGCAACAAGAUUUCCGUUGUUGAAACCGUCGACCAGGGCGAACUUCGAGUGGCUGGAGAUAUCGACCUCUCUCGCGAUGAGGACAGCGUCAUGUCGCUCGGCGUCGUUGGCGCUGUUGACGACAAGCCCUCGUACAUUUUCGCGGGCAUCAACUCGGCUCCCAAAGAAAUCACCAAGGGAAAGAACUUCCACCUUCGAACCUUUUCCAUCGAGCAGACCAAGUCGCGAGCUGCCGGUGCUAAGAACCCCGAUGUACAGGUCGCAGAGGUGUCUCGAAGCUCCUACUUCACCGACCGGGAUGCCGAAACCUACCAGCGCGUGCUGCGCGUGUCUGGAUCCGUUGGCGCCGCCGCUACAGGCAUGGGAAAGGAGCCUCAGCUGGCCAUAUUCGAUGCCAUCGGACCCAAGCCCAAAGUCAAGGGCGUGCUGGACUUGACCAAGGAUGCGGAAGACCUGGAUGUCAUUCAGGACGAAAAGAAUGGAGAACACCUGGUUGUCUACUGCCACAAGCAAGAACUGUACUUGGUCAAGGUUGGCAAGAAAAAUUCGGAGCCGCAACUCAUCUUCACCAUGACAGACGAUCAUGGCGAGCUGCCCGCAUUCCGCUCCGUUCGAUUCGUAACACCCAACUUUGUCCUUGCUGCGUCCAACCUACCAAAGUCGAGCGGCGUUCUCCUCCAGGGAUUCCGACUGCCAAGCCCAGGUCAUGAGAUGGCACGGAUAUCUGUGAAUGUACGUAUCCCGAAGAAAAUCUCUGCCACUGCCCUUGCAGUCGCAAACGUAUCGCCGACCGCGUCUUCGUCGACACCAACUAGCACUACGCAGUUCAUCAUUGCGGUAGCCGGCAACGACGCCUCCAUAACUUUCUACACCAUGGAUCACAAAGCUCUUGCCUCGAUUGAGCUUCUUGCCAACCUGCACCCGCUGUACACAUUGAAGGACGUUCACAAAGGUGAUAAUAUCACCGGCCUGGCGUUUUCCAACUUUAUCCCUCCGAAGCAGCAUCUCACUCAGCAAUUCAUCAAAUUGGCCAGCAUAUCUCUCCAGCGCGGUGUCGCCGUCCACAGCAUCGCUCUAAAGAGGCAUGUUGAUGCAUCUUCCGCAAAGACCCCCGGUGAUGCACCAGUCCGAUAUGUCACAGCCAUGCGUGCCAAGGCGCCCUCCAGGCGAUCUCUCGUCAUCACCCUCACCAUCAUGGUUCUCAUCAUGGCCAUAAUCGGGCAGGGUGUCAUGGAGAUCUACGGCGUGAGCAAGCCCAUCCUCAAUCCGCAAAGGUUCUUCAACCCUUGGCAUGGCACUUUGCGCGAUCCGACUCACCCACCGGCUGCGUUUUCCAAGGACUAUCUCGUCUCUCGACUAGUUGGUAGCGGCAUUGAUACCGCUGAGACGCUCGUCAUGUGGGAGGCCGACCAUCCCGCUGUGGACCAUGAUGGCAAGAAGAUCAAUCUGGAUGUCCAUGAUGAAGAGGUCCACGGUCCCGCCAAGACGUGGGAUGAGCUUCCUGCAGCACAAAAGGAUGCUUGGAAGCAAAGAAUGCAGCAGGCUGGUGCGUGGACGCAGAAUAUGGGAGAGAGUGUGUUUAGGGGCAUCCUCUUUGGUGAGCUGGCAGGGGCUGUUGGCCAUGCCGUCGCGGAAGGGCUGGCUUAAACGGCCCCCGUUUUCACGGCAACCUUCCCUUUUUCUUCUUUCCAUGUAACGAUAUGCUCAAUAUGGUGGUUGGCAGUUGAUUAUGUAUGAUGGAUUUGGGACCUUGGUGGGGUAUUCAACUUUUGCCGGGACGUUAGUUGUCCCAUGGCUAAUUUCGAGAAUAUGAGCAAAGGACGCUCCGGACUCUUGAUGAUAAUUGGUCUCAGAAGUAGCAGUAUAUAAUGGAGCUAAUGGAUGUACAAUUGCU
Messenger RNA from Trichoderma harzianum CBS 226.95, 2235 nucleotides. RefSeq lists its product as hypothetical. The record is from RefSeq and is a predicted model, not a curated record. The transcript has 2 exons. Gene Ontology annotation, biological process: protein secretion. Bases 216 to 1988 code for a protein of 590 amino acids. Lineage: Eukaryota; Fungi; Ascomycota; Sordariomycetes; Hypocreales; Hypocreaceae. Gene Ontology annotation, cellular component: endoplasmic reticulum membrane. Gene Ontology annotation, molecular function: guanyl-nucleotide exchange factor activity; GTPase activator activity; protein binding.